Messenger RNA from Limulus polyphemus (Atlantic horseshoe crab), 3096 nucleotides. Its product is annotated as calcium-activated chloride channel regulator 1-like. The record is from RefSeq and is a predicted model, not a curated record. Lineage: Eukaryota; Metazoa; Arthropoda; Merostomata; Xiphosura; Limulidae. The transcript has 13 exons. The coding region runs from base 172 to 2946 and encodes 924 amino acids.
CCCUUUUCUGACGGGAAGGAAACGUCGUGUCUUGAUCUACAUAUGCUUUCCUGUCGUACUUGAUAUUCUGUGAAAUAUUAGUUAAAACUAGUGACAAUUAUACUUGUUAGGCGUCCAGUAAAAGUAAUAGUUGUUGUAUACACAACAAAGACGUCAAGUCAAAAAUUUAAAAUGCGAAGCAAAGAAAAUGGUCUUCGUCUGAUUCUGCUUGUGAUUUACUGUGUCAUGUCUUCUGUGGCACUUAUAUCAAUAGAGAACGGUGGUUACAGGGAUAUCGUUAUUGCACUUCACAGAAAUGUACCCGAGGAUGAGCAGCUGAUAACGAACUUGAAAGAACUUAUCACUGAAGCUUCGAUCUACCUGAACAAGACGACUAAAGGCCAAGCUUACUACAAGGAUAUAACCAUAGCUGUCCCGUCGUCAUGGUCCAGUAAACCAGACUAUGAGACGGUAUCAAAAAACUAUUUUCAUAAUGCAGACGUUAGAAUAGAUCACCAAAAUGUUUACUACCAAAACAAUCCGUAUACUCUCCAACCGGGAGGUUGUGGAGAAUCAGGCCAAUAUAUUCAUCUCACCCCAAAGUUUGUGAAGGAAUUUCAUACAAAAACAUUAGAAAUAUACGAAAAUGCAGAAAGAUAUCUGGUGCAUGAGUGGGCUCAUCUGAGAUACGGAGUUUUCGACGAAUAUGGCUCAUCAGCUGACUCCAACCAUCCACCAUUUUACCAACAAUGUGACAUGAUCGCAAGAUUUUGUGAUCAUACCGAAGACAAUCGACAUAACGUUCUGGCCCCGACAAAGCACAACACGCUAUGUGAAUACCAACCAACCUGGACGGUUAUCAAAAAACAUCCAGAUUUGUCUCAGCAUGCAAGAAAAGUGGCCCCUUUUUCUACAAAACCCAGUUUCCGCAUGGUACGAACAAAGGAUGGAAUCAAUGGGAGGUACGUCCUAAUAAUGGACGUAUCAACAAAUAUGGCGGGAAAACCAAUAAACCUGGUACACCGAGCGGCUACAAGAUUUGUAGAAGAUAUGAUUCCUGACGGUGCUCAACUGGGAGUCGUCUCGUUAAGUUCUAAUGCGAUCAUUCUUCAUAACCUCACUCGAGUCAACGGUACCACUCGUAAGAAUCUGAAAAACAGUUUGCCAUUGACCAUAACACCAGGAACCGCAGCUAUUGGCCGAGGACUAAAUGAGGGAUUAACGGUUUUAAAAUCUCAAGGAGAAUCAGCAGAAGGUGGGAUAAUUAUCUUAGUCACAGAUGGAGAAGAAAAUGCAGACUCGAACGUUAGUGAAAUGCUUCCUAAGCUUAUGCAAGAAAAGGUGACAGUCAAUACCAUUACUUUAGGCAAUAAAGCAACAAAACAGUUGGAAGACCUUAUAAAAUCCACCAGUGGGAAAGGAUUUUUCUUUGCUGAUACUAACGGUCGCCAACUUACUCUUGAUUCUGCAUAUAUGGAUAUCGUUGCUUCUCAAGAAGACGAAGAAUCCCGCCCUAUUCAAAUAGCUGACACCAUUAUUCAACUGAUUAGUCAUGUAGCUGAAAAGAGAAUAUUUUUAGAUAAAGAACUGGGGAAAAAUACUGUUUUCACUUUCGUGAGUCACCAAAUCAGAGAUGUCAUUGUUAUACUAAGAAGUCCAAAUGGACAGAUCUACAACUCGAACAGCUCCGAGUUCACCAAGGACUCUCAAGUCAAACUGAGGAUACUAGUAAAAAUUCCUAAUGCUGAGACUGGACAGUGGAUAGCAGAAAUUAAAAGGAUUGGUGGAUCGUCUGUUGCUGUGGUUUAUUUCUCUUUGUUCUCCGAACCGAAAGAUAUUGUAAUACAACCAAUACGCUUACGGUCUUGGUUAAGUGAAAUUCAACUAACUUACCCUUCUUAUGCUAAAGUGUACGCUGAAGUGAAAAGAGGGUACAGCGCGGUUAUUGGAGCUGCUGUCAAAGCAACGAUUCACCCCCCAACAGGGUCACCAGUUCAUGUCUUUCUUAGAGAUAACGGAGUGGGUCCCGACGUUACUAGCAAUGAUGGAAUAUAUUCGGGUUUUUUAACACAGUUCAACAGUAACGGACGAUACGCAAUCGAAACACACGCCAUCAAUGAAGGAAGUGCAAAAGUAACUCAAGGAAGCAAGUCAUCUUCCCUAAUUCCCAUCACGAAUUCAAAAAACCCAAAAGGUCGUGGAAAAAUAGAUGCCUCAGCAACUUUUCCAAAAGACGAUUUUAUCGUGUACAAGAAAUCAUCACAGUCUAUCACCCCUGGUGGUAAACCAACUGAGAAACCAUUACGGUCUAUGACCUCUGGUGGCGAACCUGCCGAGAUGUUCGAAAGGACUUCGAAUGCUGGCGCUUUACGACUUGACAGUUUCUUUCCCGAAGUUGACGUGAUGCCACCUGCUCGAGUUACAGACUUGAAAAUAAUCUCCUUAGAACAAGAGAACAACAUCAACCUGGUGACCCUAAGAUGGACGUCUCCCGGCGAUGACUUGGAUAUUGGCAAUGCUUCAUCCAUCGACCUGCGAGCAAGUGGCAUAAUGAAAAAUUUGAUUAGUUACUUUCAUGAACUAGACAGUUUUAAUGAGAGCCUCUUAAUAAAAGGUAGCCUCACUCCCCUCCCUCCGGGUGAAGAACAAGAAUUAACAGUGAAAAUUCCUGACACCAUUCAUAACGUAGACGCAAAUAACUGUUCGAUGGAAAGUAAUUAUACAGAUGUUUACUUGUCUUUGAGGGCUCUUGACGAUAGCAAUAACAAGGGUAAGAUAUCUAAUAUAGUUGCCGCUCACUUUAGAAGAGUUCCAAGGACAGAAGACGAGCCUGUUCAAUGGUGGCCUUAUGCAGUCGGUAUUGGGGCAGCUGCCAUCGUGUUCUUUAUCAUUAUUAUAUUCUCCUGUAACAACAAGAGUGAAGUAAAGGAAGUGUACACAGAGUCUUCAAUCGUAAGCUCCGUCUAGGACAUUUUUGAUAUUUGAAAUGUGUGAUAACUGUAGAAAGAAAAUGCUUGAUUAAUGAUACGCAUUGAUCGGUGAUUGGUAAAAUCAGUCUUCGCUAGACUAAGUGUUAUAGUAAAGUGUUAGAGUUAAUGCCUAUUAUAUAGUAUUGUU